This is a messenger RNA of Stegodyphus dumicola, 1272 nucleotides long. RefSeq lists its product as uncharacterized. Lineage: Eukaryota; Metazoa; Arthropoda; Arachnida; Araneae; Eresidae. The record is from RefSeq and is a predicted model, not a curated record.
AUGCGUUGUAUUGGUCAAGGUCUUGAACCAUUGAAAACAUUUUGCGAAAUAAUGGAUUUAGAUUCUCCUGUGAUGCAAAAAACUUAUGACAGAAUCUAUAACUUAAUCAAUACUGCAACAAAAAUGACUGCAAUUGAAAGCAUGAAAAAUGCAGCAGCAGAAGAAGUAUCACUCAGUAAUUCUACAGACAUAAGUGUAAGUGGUGAUGGCACCUGGAAAACAAGAGGCCAUACAUCUCAGAUUGGUGUAUGUACGGUUAUUGGUGCUGAGAGUGGAAAAGUUAUCGACGUAGAGGUUUUAUCCGUAGCAUGUAAAGGAUGCGAAUUGUGGAAGGGUCCUCGAUCUGGUGAAGCCUUUGAUGAGUGGCUGGAAACCCAUUCUCGUACUUGCAGGAGAAAUCAUUUCCGUUCAUCUGCCAAAAUGGAAGCUGACGGAAUGGUUAAAAUUUUUCAGAGGUCUCAAAGUGCAAGGGGUGUGAGAUACAUCAAUUAUAUUGGUGAUGGUGAUUCAAAAACAUUUCUUUCCAUAACAGAAAGCAAACCAUAUGAAGGUGUGACUGUGUCAAAACUAGAGUGUGUAGGGCACAUCCAGAAGAGGAUGGGCACUCGCUUACGUAAACUGAAAGCUGAUUAUAAGGGACGAAAGCUUUCAGAUGGCAAAAGUCUAUCUGGAAAAGGUCGACUUACAGAUAGUGCAAUCAGCCGACUGUCAUUGUAUUAUGGAAAUGCAAUUCGCCAACAUGCAGAUUCACUGAAAGAUAUGCGAAAUGCUAUCUGGGCUUUGUAUUUUCAUACUCGAUCUACAGACAGUGACCCAUUACAUACUUUUUGUCCAACUGGUGAGUCCUCAUGGUGCAAGUACCAAAUUGCUUCGAAAACCUUACCACUGACAGUCAUGGAUGUGAUCAAACCAGUUUUCAACUCACUGUCGCAUCCAGACCUCCUAAAACGCUGUCUUGGAGCUCAUACUCAAAAUCCAAAUGAGUCACUGAACUCCUUGAUUUGGCAAAUAUGUCCAAAGACAUCUGGUAGUGGCAGAAUCAUCUCAGAAAUAGCAGUUCAUGAAGCAGUUACUCUUUUUAAUGAUGGUAGAAAGGGUAGAUUAUCUACUCUGAGAUACCUGAAUAUAUACCCUGGAAUUAAUUGCAUUACUGCACAAUUCAGGAGUGACUAUAAACGUGUAACUUCUUCGAAGAAACGAGUAAUAGCUCGUACGAUUGAUGCUCGUCGCGCCAAGCGUCAUGCAAAACUGCAUGAAAUUAAAGACUUAUAA